Molecule: messenger RNA, 1956 nt
Organism: Choloepus didactylus (southern two-toed sloth)
Lineage: Eukaryota; Metazoa; Chordata; Mammalia; Pilosa; Megalonychidae
Gene: CCDC89
Product: coiled-coil domain containing 89
Exons: 1
Coding region: 36-1154 (372 amino acids)
Source: RefSeq, a predicted model, not a curated record
CUGUUGUAAUCAGCUGUUAGUAGAAAAGAGCACCUAUGCCUCAGGUGGAACAAGGUCUCAGGAUGGACACGUCCCUCCCGUCAGCUGAAGAACCCUUAGAUAAGAAGAAAGACAAACAGGAAAACCAGAAAGAGGAGUUGGAGUUUAAGGAACUGGAUGGUUUGAGGGAAGCCUUGGCAAACCUCCGGGGACUGUCUGAGGAGGAGAAGGGGGAGAAGGCGAUGCUUUGCUCCCGACUCCAAGAGCAAUCCCAGCUCAUCUGCAUCCUGAAGCGGAGGUCUGACGAGGCUCUGGAGCGCUGCCAGAUCCUGGAGCUGCUCAACACAGAGCUGGAGGAGAAGAUGUUGGAGGAGGCCAAGAAACUGAAGGCCCAGAGAGAGCAGGCCCAGAAGCUGGAGGAACGCUUUAUGACCCUGGCAGCCAACCACGAGUUGAUGAUCCGCUUCAAGGAUGAACACAAGAGUCAGAAUGUCAAGCUGAGGGAGGAGAAUGAGAAGCUGAGGCUGGAGAACAGCAGCCUCUUCAGCCAGGCUCUGAAGGACCAGGAGGCCAAAGUAUUGCAUCUCACUGCGCAGAGUGAGGCCCUUGCCAAGGAGCUGGAGACUCUGAAACACAGGUAUGCUCAGGAUGCCAGCCAGGCACAGGCCCGAGAGAAGGAGCUGCUGGAGCUACAGGGCCAGCAGGCCUACAACCAUGCCAAGGAGACAGAGCAGCUGCGCAGCCAGCUGCAGAGCCUCCAGCAGCAGCACCAGCAGGCUGUGGUGCAGAUGGUGAAGGCCCAGGAGGCACACAGCAGCCUGAGCCAGGAGCUGCAGGCCAGGCUACAGAAUGUCACUCGUGAAAAAGAGGAGCUGCUGCAGCUGUCCAUGGAGAGGGGCAAGGUGCUUCAGAGCAAGCAGGCAGAGAUCCGCCAGCUUGAGGAGAAGCUGGAGACAGCAGAUAUGGCCAGGAGGCAGGCUCUAGAGCGGUUUGAGCAACAGGCUGUAGCUGUGGACAGCAACUUGAGAGUCCGAGAGCUUCAGCGCAGGGUGGAUGGGAUCCAGCAGGCCUAUGAUGAACUCAGGCUGCAGUCUGAAGCCUUCAAAAGACACAGCCUGGAUCUUUUAAGCAAGGAGAGAGAACUUAAUGCCAAACUCCGCCAUCUCUUUCCAUAAGGAAGUUUUUGCUUCCUCUGGCCUCUGAUUUAGAAUUUGAAUAUUUGUGCAUUUACUUUAUGGCAAGAGUAAAAAUGAUAUCCCAUUUUAUUGUACUUUUAAGUACAAAAGGCAACUCAAAGAAAAGCUACGUUACUAUGAAAUUGUUGUUAUUACUACUGUAAGGCUAGCACUAAUUUUCAGUUCUACCAAUCUAGAAUAUACAAGAUUUGCCAGAUUUUCUUCUGUGCCUUUGAAACCUUCCAAAGUUUGCUAUCAAUAUCUUUCUACCACAUAACUUACUCAUCCUCAACUUCAGAUUUUUUAAUAAAUUCUAAGAUUUUAAAUUAGUAGCUUCUAUGAUAUGAGAAUCUUAAAUGUGUAAUGAUGUGCUGUUGUGAAAAAAUGUUAGCACAAUUAAUUUUUCUAGAUAGAUAGGCUUAUAAUUUCUCAUAGUUUAGACUGUAUACUAUAACAGAUAACAGCAAAAUAAUAACAUGGAUACCUUGCAGAAAUAAGUGGUUUUGCAACUGGCCAAACAAUUAUUUGCUACAACUGCCUUAUAAUAGUAUCUUUUUAUUUCAUUUGCCCUAGUUUGGCAAAGAUUGAGAUUGAGUCCUUUAUCAUAGUAGGCAAACUUUAUUGUAGUCAUUCUGCAUGAGUAAUGGAUUCAAAUGAGUGAAAUCAAAUAAUUUUAAUUUUUCCUGCAAGCUUAGAUCCCAUUCUAUUUUCUUGGUUUUCUCUUCAUAAAGACAGGAUUUAGAUGUGCAAUCAUGUAAAUAUCAGUGACUUUCAUUUAUAUUGCACAAUAUACUAUUAGAUA